Messenger RNA from Linum trigynum, 1458 nucleotides. Lineage: Eukaryota; Viridiplantae; Streptophyta; Magnoliopsida; Malpighiales; Linaceae. The record is from the annotation of a GenBank genome assembly.
UGCGCGCUCGAUGGAGAUUGAUGACCACCGGAAGAAUCAAAUCCCUGCUGCGGGACUCAAGGAGUCGGUUGCUCCUUUUCACCGGCGGAAACGUCACACCCGUAGUUCGCACUGGUUCCCUAUGAACAAAUCGCCGAGAAUAAAAAUGGGGCAGGGAGCAUCCAAUCUUAUACCUCAUGAGGGUAGACCCGACUUCAGUCGUGGUCAACCCGCCCCAUGCGCACAAUGAAGCGACCGAGGUUGAUGAUGGGAUGGAGCUUGUGUCCCCAGAUCAAAAGGCACCGGCACAUUGUCUGAAGAAGGAUCCCGACACCAUUGUCCAGGAGGGACGAGAUGUGGCCCAACCGGUCCUGGCCUCCCUGUCUCAAUCAGGCCUCCAAGAACCCAUACAUCAUCGGAAGCUGUUCCUUGAUGACUCGGAGGAGGAGAGUUCGUGGCGGUCGCUUCCCGGGAAAUCCAAGCAGCUGCCAAAGAAGGGGGCAACAGCGAAGGGACGCAUGCUAAUAAAGGCUACUGAGAAAUCCCAGCUCGAUGGCGGAGAGGGUCCUUCGAGGGCAGUAGCUCGCUCUUCCUCUCGGUGUCGCGGUGCUGGAAGAAAGAAGCAGGAGAGGAAUGCCCUUCAAGACCCGCAGUCGCGUGAUAUCGACACGGUGAAGGAGUCGGAGCAGGCACUGUCAGAGGAAAGUUUGCUCAAGAAAACUUGUCCUGCUCCUCCCAAUAAAAUAGGGUAUUCCUCUAACCUCGCGGAGGAAGCAGCUGACUCGGACACUUCCCUUUCGGAAGCGGGUGAUCCAUGCUUUGAGCUAAAGAGCCGCACGCCACUGUCAGGCCUGGCUCGAGGCCCUCGAUCCAUUGGUGGUCGAGUUCAGCAGGUUGUGGCGGCCUUUGAGACAGGGAUGUUGAUUAAUGCUGACGAACAACUGGGUGCGGCGGGGUUGGAGAGAGACCAGAAAUGCUAGGGCGAGGAGAUGGAUGUUACAAAUCCGAUUGAUGAGUGUGGCUCCUAUCUCUAGGAUCUGGCUCCUGCAAAUCAUAAGCGCUCUUUUGAUGAGUUGAAAGGGGAGCUUGGGGAGAACCCCACUCCAAAAAACAAUUUGUGGAGGAGGAUAUUGAGAAGGUGGAGGAAGCCAGCCUAAAAUGGCCCCAAGUGAAUAAAUGAGGCUACUUGCCUGGAACGUGAGAGGAAUUGCACCAUCACUCACGUUCCAAACAGCUGUCGAUUUAGUUUAUUCUAAUAAACCAGACCUUGUUUUCUUUUCGUAAACAAGAUCGCGUCGGAGGGUAGUUUCCCGCCGUCUGCGGGGGUUAGGGUUUAAUAAUUCAGAUUGUUUCUCUGUUGAUGCUGUCAAUGCAUCUGGUGGUCUUGUCUUAUCUUGGGCCCCCGAAGUUAACACUUUGGUUUUUUUUCCAUUCCGACUUAUGUAUUUGUACGCAGAUUAAUGAAGUAGAAUUUUUCUA